AUGAGCGUACGAGUUCUCACUGCUGAGGAGAUAGAGAUAAAGCUCCAAGAGCUUUAUAACUGUCUGUUGACUCUGCCAGAUACCCUGCCGCUUUCCAAUCAAUUCUAUAAUUUCAAAAAUUUCGAUCUUGAAGACAACGAAAAAGAAGAUUACGGUACCGAUGGUGCAGUGAACCGUAGGCUGGAAGUCAUUUUCUGUCCGUCAGGUCGUCAGGAAGGAAUUCAGCUAAAAGAAAGAGGCCCAGGACUUGAAGCUGUUGUAGGAGUGUUGCAGAAUGUUACGGGCGUUGCAGAGGACAAUGUGGAAGCAAACCAUUUUGGGCCGACGAAUAACGUGGCUACUGUGGGAUCUCUAGUAUACGAGUGGAAACUGCCCCAGAGGGUUUCCCACGUGAGGUUAACCACAUGGGGCAGGACUCUUGACUUUUCGCAUCCGGGCCCUGAAUCCCACGGCCCAAUUAGGGAUGACCCUGACUGA
Fomitiporia mediterranea MF3/22 is the source of this 477-nucleotide messenger RNA. RefSeq lists its product as uncharacterized. Lineage: Eukaryota; Fungi; Basidiomycota; Agaricomycetes; Hymenochaetales; Hymenochaetaceae. The coding region runs from base 1 to 477 and encodes 158 amino acids. The record is from RefSeq and is a predicted model, not a curated record. The transcript has 2 exons.